GGUGUCUUAUAACAUUUUACUUCCUUCCACACAGACCGACGCGAACAAACCGAGAAAGAAGACGUCGUUAAGUUUUAAAUGUUGCCGCCAACUGUCGCGUUUUGAGGUUGGUUUUUAACUAUUUUUUUUAUCGUAGAAUCCGCGGCAUGUGGCCAGUGGUGUCUGAGGACUGAAGUAUUGUUGGAAACCGCGGACCGUAACGUGUAGGCCUCCGAAGAAAGUUUGGUCGAGGGCCUGUAAACAACAUGUCCUCCGCCUCGCAGUCUUCCUCCAGACGGCAAUGGUGCUACCUCUGCGAUCUGCCCAAGAUGCCCUGGGCCAUGCUGUGGGAGUUCAGUGAAGCUGUGUGCCGGGGCUGUGUCAACUACGACGGGGCGGACCGAAUAGAGCUCCUCAUAGAAACUGCCAGGCAGCUGAAGAGCACGCACGGAGUUUUGGACGGCAGGUCUCCCGGUCCUCAGCAGAGCAAACCCGGCUCGGCUGGGCCCAUUGAAAUGGGGCGGCAGCAUGGGGAGCGUGUAGACAGAGGGAGGGGGGAGUACGGGGUGUCUUCUCGCCUCCCCAAUGGUUUGCACAGGGCAGAAGACGUGGCCUUGUCGGAGGGCAGCAGACAGAGCCCCAACACCCGCCGGGCUGUGGCUGGGGCAGUCCCCAGCCUGCAUGGCACCAUACCCCACACCUUGAUAGCUCAGGGGCUAGUAGCGGGCCCCCAUGGGCUUUUAACCUCACUAUCAGCCUCCAGAGCUGGAGCCACACCUAUCGCGGUCUCAGCUGGACCCUUGAUGGGUGACGGGGGCAGAAGACAGGCCGUGUCCCUGGGCGUGGGAGCGGGCACCUCUCCUCUGGUGGGCAUAGACCCGGCGGUGUGGAGGAACAAUGAAGUCAUGGCUGAACUGAACGAGGUGGCUCGCAGCAGGGUGGAAGGCUGGCCGAACCGUCCCAAGGUGGUCCGGGACGUGCUCCUCGCCCUCAGCAGCUGCGUGCCCUUCAACGUGCGCUUCAGGAAAGACCACAACCUGAUGGGUCGCGUUCUGGCCUUCGACGCCAACACGACGCCAGAGUUCGAGCUGAAGGUGUUUGUGGAAUAUCCCGCGGGCUCUGGGAUGAUCUUCUCGGGCGUUCCAGACUUGGUCAGGCAGAUGUUCCGCGACUCGGCCAAAGACGCAGGUAAAGCGGUGAACUCCGGCCUCCGCUAUGUGGAAUAUGAGAAGCGCCAGGGGACGGGGGACUGGCGCGGGCUGUCCGAGCUGCUGAAUGACGGCGUGCGCAUGUUCAAAGAGCCCCCUAUUCCAGAGGUCCUGCCGCAGCCGGAUCCAGUGUUGCCUUUGUCAGCCGCUGGACGCCCCGGGCCGGCGAAGGGCACGACCAGGCGCCGCAAGGCUUCUCCGGGCUCCGAGAACGGAGAGAGCGAAGGGAGGCCCGAACACUCGGGGAGGGAGCCCUGGCCCCGAGGCGCCUACGCCGGCAUGGAGCCCCUUCCUGGCAUGGCCGCCCCUCAGGAAGGCCCACCCCGUCUGCACAGCCAGCCUUCGCCGAUCUCGGCUCUCAUGGGGGUCGCAGACAGCCUGAGCUCCAGUCAGAUGGCGAGAGACAGCCCCAGCAUGUCCACAGCCCACUCGUCUUCAGCCGGACGUCCCACCAGCAGCAGCCCCUCCACCGCCUCCACCUCAGUCUCCCAGGCAGCCGUCGGGCAGGGCAUGAGCGCGGUGGGGCCGAGCAGCAACGCCAACGCCGGGGAGUCUACGAGCAGCGCCCAGGGCACCCUGCUCUGCUGCACGCUGUGCAGAGAGCGCCUGGAGGACACUCACUUCGUCCAGUGUCCCUCUGUCCCCCAACACAAGUUCUGCUUCCCCUGCACCAGAGGGUUCAUCCGCAGCCAAGGUCAAGGAGGAGAGGUGUACUGCCCCAGCGGAGAGCGCUGCCCCCUGGCUGGAUCCACCGUGCCUUGGGCCUUCAUGCAGGGAGAGAUCUCGACCAUCCUGGCCGGAGACGGAGACGUGACGGUGAAGAAGGAGAACGACCCUUGACGUCUCCAUCCUGUUGUGAAUGUGGAUCAAACACUUUGAAAGCACUUCCCUAUUAUCUCAAGCAGAGGUCCACCUUGGCUGCAGUUCAUCACGUGAGCCUCCGAGGGCAGAAUAACUCUGGACCACCAGGAGGACAACUACACAAAGACUGGUAACUAAAGACACAACAGGACUCAUGAGAAGAGGGACACGCCUGAGUGUCGGGGCUCGGCUCAGCCGCUACACCUCCACCGAAUGUUGAGCCUCAGCCCCCGUCCCUCCCUCGCUCCCUCCCUCCUCUUUUGUCCCGCACGGCAGAGGCCGCAAUUCAAAAAUCCCAGGAUUGAAAGCACAUGCUUGUUUCUAAGAAUGACAAUCUUCAUUUGGUUUUUUGUGUUUGUUUUUUUUUUUUUUUUUGUUAUAAACGUUGCGUCCUGUCCUAUAACUAUUCAGGACGGCGAUACUGAUAGAUGGUUUUGAGAGAAUCAUACAUUUCUUCAAAAAAAAACAACAACAACAGAAUGUUCAAAAAUUGAAAAACAAACAAAAAAAAUUGGAUCCUUAAAGCCAAGGAGUGAAAAAAUGUAAUCCCACCAUGUCUCUUAGGUAUUCUCCUUAUAUUAUGUCAAAAAUGUGAAUUUACUUUCAAUAUGGCUAUGUAAUUUCUAUUUUUGAUACAAUACAAAUUUCUAUGUACUUGUUUAUAGUGAUAAGAAGACCAAAGAUGGCUUCAUGCUCAAUGUAAUUUUAUUGUAUUGUAGCUGUGUAUGCUGUAUUCACUGAUAACCUUGGCAUCAGUCACUAAUUAGUUCAUUUAUCACAGACGUAAGCUUGUUUUGUCUAUUUACUUUUUUGGACUUCUAUGUAUGAUAAUUAUUAGCGCCACAAUCGUCAAUGGUUAACCCACAUACUCAUGUGUCCUAAACAGGUCAAUUCUACAAUAAAUUCCAAAAUAGUUA
Molecule: messenger RNA, 2965 nt
Organism: Mugil cephalus (flathead mullet)
Lineage: Eukaryota; Metazoa; Chordata; Actinopteri; Mugiliformes; Mugilidae
Product: interferon regulatory factor 2-binding protein 1-like
Exons: 2
Coding region: 246-2027 (593 amino acids)
Biological process (GO): regulation of transcription by RNA polymerase II
Cellular component (GO): nucleus
Molecular function (GO): transcription corepressor activity
Source: RefSeq, a predicted model, not a curated record